AUGUCGUCCAAGGUUGAAGAAUCCUCCACCCUGCCUUUUGGCAAGCAGGUGCCCUUGUCGGACAUCUCUAGCCCGACCUAUGUGACGGCCCAGCUGCUUGUCCAGCAGAUCGCGUACAAGCUCUCCGACAAGAUCUUCUCCUACUCUCCUCCCACCUUUGGCCUUGACGCUUCUGCCAGGCAGUGGGCUGCUGAUGAGAGCAAGAACGUUCACGGCUACGCCCCCGAUGUUCUGCCUCUCCAGACUCGAACAGGUGCCGGUGCCCUCGCCCUGGGCUACAUCUUCUCGCCAGACUUUGACGUCAGCAAGCGCCAUAUUCCUCAGACCCUGCUGGCUCCGUCGGGUUCUCUUCAGAACCUUCGCGGAACCCUGGACCAGCUCUCCCUUCUCUACAACCUCUCCAGCCCCUUCGUGGCCCAUGUCGCUGCCGCCGACUACAGCGCCGCCAACGGUCUCGUCUCCGACUAUGAAGUUGCUUUGAGACUCGCUGAAGAUCUCGGCUUGGGCCUGGUUGCCAGCUCCUCCGUGUACGAGACCCAGCACAUGUCCAUCUUUUCAACACUGCUGGCCAGCGUUGUUCCUACUCUUCACAUCUACGACGGCAUUCGCCUUCCUAGGGAGACUCUGCGAGUGGUUGACGCUUUGAGCGAGACUGGCGUGGCCAACGUGUAUAACACCCUCGUCAAGGAGGCUGGCAAGUUGAACCAGCACCUGGAUACUGCAGGCAAAGUCCUGGAGCUUCUGAAACUCUUUAACGAUGAGCUCGGCACUGUGUACCAGCCAUUUGAAUACCACGGUCACGAAACCCCUGACGUUGUCCUGGUUGCGCUGGGAAGUGUCGAGACUCAGGUCGCCAAGGAGACUAUCAAGAAGAUUGCCGGGGAUGGAGCCAAGGUCGGCGUCAUCAAUGUUCGUGUCUACCGACCCUUCAUCGAGGAGGCCUUCCUCAAGGCUAUCCCCGCCUCUGCCCGCACCAUUGCAGUGCUUGGCCAGGUCAACAGCGAAGCCGCUGUGACAGACGAGGCCACACAGUCAGCGCUGUACGGCGACGUUCUUACAGCCGUCACCUUUGCCGGCAAGUUCGAGCAGCAGCCCGAAGUUUUGGACAUCAAGUACACUCCUGCCCAAUCCCUGACCCCGCAAGGCCUGGUCAACAUUCUGCACAAGAUCUUCGGAAAUGACGACGAGGCCAAGCCUCUGCCUUCUCUACUGAUCAAGCCCCAAGAAUUCACGUUUUGGGACCUUGAUAACUCCGUGUCCGCCAAGUCAGCCGCCGCCCUUGGCAAGUUCCUUGCCCAGGAAGACACCAACAACGUUCAGGUUUUUGAGACGUACGACAACUUCACACAGGGCGGCAUUGUCCGAACCGAUGUUCGUGCGUCCAAGUACGAGCUGGAAGCGCCCUACUCUGUGACUGCUGCCGAGACCGUGGUUGUUGGUGACGAAAAGAUCCUCAAGGAUGUCGACGUGCUGGCCAAUGUUGUCCCUGGUGGCAAGCUGCUCAUCAAGCUGCCAAACUUUAACAAGGCUGAUGUCGAAAAGCGACUGCCAGCCGCCGUGCGCAAGACAAUCCGUGAAAAGGGUCUUCGCGUCUUCGUUUUGGAUCCUGCCGUCUCUCCCGCUUUCGAGAAGGAUGCUUCAGUCGCUAAGCUGCUCCUUGAGCUCGCCUUCAUGCAAGUCGCUCUGCCAGAAAGCCGUCCUGAGGACUUCGCCGCUCUCGUCGAAGCACAGCCUCACCUGCAGGAGGCUCGCAGCGCUCUUGACCAGGUCCUGUCCGAGCUUGAGGUGCCCGACAGCUGGGCAGAGGUUGAGCCUGAUUUCGUCCACCCCAGUCUGCCAACUGACGUUCAGACCAAUGCCUUUGUUCCCUUCGAGAAGGAGGAGGCCGAAGAGGCUUGGAAGCUCCAAGAUUGGCAGGUUGCCGCCAAGGGCCUGGUCUUUAAGGAGGCCUAUGGCACGCAGACGACGCUGCGGCCCGAACUCUCGGUCAAGACCUCCACCGUCCGGGUCAAGGAGAACCGCCGUCUGACGCCCUCAGACUACGACCGUAACAUCUUCCACAUUGAGUUCGAUCUUGGCGACUCCGGUCUCACAUACAAGAUUGGCGAGGCCCUGGGCAUCCACGCGGAGAAUGAUGAGGAGCAGGUCAAUGCUUUCAUCGAGUUCUACGGCCUCAACCCCGCGGAGCUUGUCCAAGUGCCCUCUCGCGAGGACCCCGAGGCCCUCGAGGUCCGCACCGUGUUCCAGGCGCUCACGCAAAACGUCGACAUCUUUGGCAAGCCCCCGAAGCGCUUCUACGAGGCCCUGUCCGAGUUUGCCACCGACGAGACUGAGAAGAAGAAGCUGGCGGCCCUGGGCGGCAACGACGGCGCCGCCGAGUUCAAGCGCCGCUCCGAGGUCGACACCGUGACCUACGUCGACAUCCUCGAGGAGUUCAGCUCUGCGCGCCCCAGCUUCCACGACCUCAUCAAGAUCGUCAGCCCGCUCAAGCGCCGCGAGUACUCCAUCGCCUCGGCGCAGGCCGUCACGCCCAACAGUGUCUCCCUCAUGAUUGUCGUCGUCGACUGGGUUGACACCAAGGGCCGCACGCGCGUCGGCCAGGCCACGCGCUACCUCAGCCGCCUGCAGCCCGGCGCCGCCGUCACCGUCUCCGUCAAGCCCUCCGUCAUGAAGCUGCCCACCAAGGACACGGCGCCGCUCAUCAUGGCCGGCCUGGGAACCGGCCUGGCGCCCUUCCGCGCCUUCGUGCAGUACCGCGCCAUGCAAAAGGCCCAGGGCAAGGAGAUUGGCUCCAUCCUGCUGUACCUCGGCUCCCGCCACCAGCGCGAGGAGUACCUGUACGGCGAGGAGUGGGAGGCCUACCUCGCCGCCGGCGUCGUCACGCUCAUCGGCAGCGCCUUCUCGCGAGACCAGCCCAAAAAGAUUUACAUCCAGGACAGGAUGCGCCAGACGCUGGACAGCAUCGCCCAGGCGUACAUCAAGGAGGGCGGCAGCUUCUACCUCUGCGGUCCCACCUGGCCCGUGCCGGACGUCACGGCCGUGCUCAAGGAGGCCAUUGCCGCCGAGGCCCAGGCGUCGGGCAAGAAGGUUGACCCUACCAAGGAGAUUGAGAGGCUGAAGGAGGAGGGACGAUAUGUGCUCGAGGUAUACUAA
Messenger RNA from Trichoderma reesei QM6a, 3153 nucleotides. Its product is annotated as alpha subunit of assimilatory sulfite reductase. NCBI's taxonomy places the organism in Eukaryota, Fungi, Ascomycota, Sordariomycetes, Hypocreales, Hypocreaceae. Gene Ontology annotation, cellular component: cytosol. The transcript has a single exon. Bases 1 to 3153 code for a protein of 1050 amino acids. The record is from RefSeq and is a predicted model, not a curated record. Gene Ontology annotation, molecular function: oxidoreductase activity, acting on the aldehyde or oxo group of donors; sulfite reductase (NADPH) activity; flavin adenine dinucleotide binding.